AUGGCGCACUGCGGUAGCCGCGAUGAAUACACGGUCGGAUGGGUGUGCCCCAUGGAAGACGACCUCACUGCGGCGCAGAUAUUGCUUGACGAACAACACCAAAGUCCAACUGUCGACGAUACGGAGGCAAACGUAUAUAAGCUUGGUAGCAUCGGUGACCACAAUGUCGUCCUUGCAAGUCUGCCAGCGGGUAAGAUCGGGGCUAAUUCCGCCGCAACAUUGGCCACUGAGAUGAAACACGCAUUCCCAGCUAUUCGAUUCUGGCUGCUGGUGGGAGUCGGAGGUGGUGUGCCAGGGAAAAAUGUAGAUAUUCGACUUGGUGAUGUUGUUGUUAGCCACCCGGUGAAUGACCAUGGCGGCGUGGUGCAGUAUGAUCUUGGAAGAUACAUUCCAAGUGGAUUCAAGAGAAGGGGAUUUCUCAAUGGGCCACCUGCAAUUCUCCUCGCCGCAAUCAUGAAGCUGCAGUCAAAUCAAGACCUCGGGAGAAGUAGCCUGACGCCAAACUUAUCGAGGCUCAGCAAACAGCCAAAGUUUCGACACGACCAAGCAGGCAACGAUGUUUUAUUCGAAGCGACAUACAGUCAUGUCGGUGAUGAAGGCUGUGUAUCAUGUGCCUCUUCAAAGGAGAUCAAAAGACAGCAACGAGUGGCCGGACCACCAGAGGUUCACUACGGUACGAUUGCAUCGGGCAACCGAGUCAUGAGAGACGGUGUGGACCGGGACAAGGUCUGCUCAGAAAUCGGAGAAGUUCUCUGCUUUGAAAUGGAAGCAGCCGGCCUGAUGAAUAAUUUCCCCUGCCUGGUGAUUCGGGGGAUCGGUAACUAUUCUGACUCCCAUAAGAACAAGCGAUGGCAGCCAUAUGCGGCAGCGACAGCAGCGGCGUACACAAAGGAGCUACUGCUCAUAGUACCGGUGAUAGAGGUGGUGAAAGCGAAGAAAGCCAAUCAACCGAGUACCGAUCGGAUGCCAUAUUUCUCCCUUCCCUUUCUGAGGAAUCUGCAGUUCAUUGGUAGAAGUUCAGAGCUUCAUGUGCUCAGGCAGAAACUGCUAAUAGACAAAGAUUGCCAGAGGAUGGCCAUCAGUGGCCUUGGUGGAAUUGGGAAGACGCAAGUGGCAUUGCAGUUCGCAUAUUUUGUCAAGGAAAACUAUCCAGAAUUUUCAAUCCUCUGGUUACAGGCGAUGAACAUGGAGACCUUCAGGCAGGGCUACAUGGGGAUUGCACAAGCAUUAGGAUUACACCGACAGCUGGAGCCUACAGAAGACUUGAAAGUGCUAGUUCAGCAACGGCUAUGUGCGAAGAGUGCAGGAAAGUGGCUUCUAUUUGUUGACAACCUUGACGACGUGGAUUUACUUCGCGGGCAAGGUCGAAUGAAAGGCGUGCUGGACAUGUUACCGGAAAGUGAUGAUUGCCUGACACUAUUCACGACACGACACGGAGCCGUUGCCCAGCACCUGGUUGGUAGCGAUGUGAUUGAACUAGGGAAGAUGACAGAAGAGGAGACCAUGGACAUGCUGGAAAGGUCAUUAAUUCGAAAGACCGACUCUCACGGCAACAAGGACAUGGUGGAUCUCCUCGCCGAGCUGGAAUAUCUGCCUUUGGCUGUUACACAGGCAGCAGCGUAUAUUAACACAAACAAGAGCUCUAUAUCCGAGUAUCUAAGCUUGUUCAAGAACACGGCGGAAGAUGCUAUCGCUAUCAUGAGCUCGGAUUUUGGUGACAAAAUGCGAUACUCGAAUUUGACAAAUGCAGUCGCGAAAACAUGGACGAUAACGUUCAAUAAGAUUCAGUGCCUCGAUCCUAUAGCGGCGAAUCUCCUCAAGUUUAUGUCUUGUAUCGAAUGGAGGGCAAUACCAUACUCAAUUUUACCAGCAACCUGCUCGAAGGCACAGCAAGCAAAGGCCAUCGGCGUACUCUGCUCCUUCUCGCUUAUAGAAAGGAUAGAUCAUGGCACCAAGUUCAACAUGCAUAGGCUAGUCCAUCUAGCGAUCAGGAUUUGGGUUGCAAACAACGGUCAACAAAAGAAGAUAAUCAUGGCGGCAUUCAAACAACUCUCGGCGGUAUUUCCAUGUCAUUACCAGACCAACCAUGAAAAAUGGCGAGAGUAUAUGCCACAUGUGGCUCAUAUAGAGCGAUAUAAGUCACAUUCCGACUCCGCCGAGAGGGCCGAGCUCUGUCUGAGGGUUGCCAAGUGCCUAUUGGUUGAUGAGCGUGCGAAAGAAGCCACUGUCUGGCUGCGACGGUCUUGUGAAUGGAGGGAUAAGAAUCUUUCUCCACAUAACGUGCAGAGACUUACCUCACAGCGUUAUCUCGCCAUGGCAUAUCGACAAAACGGACAGCUCAAAGAGUCAAUCGGGCUAUUUGAGUAUGUUGUUGCGAUUUCAGCGGGCGUACUAUCAGAGGAUGACCCCGAUCGCCUAUCAUCACAGUCCCAGCUUGCGAUAUCAUAUCAAGCAAACGGACAGACUGAAGAAUCGACCAAGCUUCUUGAGGGGAUUGUUCGUAUAUAA
This is a messenger RNA of Penicillium waksmanii, 2508 nucleotides long. RefSeq names its product kinesin light chain. The transcript has 2 exons. Gene Ontology annotation, molecular function: protein binding; catalytic activity; ADP binding. Gene Ontology annotation, biological process: nucleoside metabolic process. Bases 1 to 2508 code for a protein of 835 amino acids. The record is from RefSeq and is a predicted model, not a curated record. Lineage: Eukaryota; Fungi; Ascomycota; Eurotiomycetes; Eurotiales; Aspergillaceae.